Molecule: messenger RNA, 1366 nt
Organism: Antechinus flavipes (yellow-footed antechinus)
Lineage: Eukaryota; Metazoa; Chordata; Mammalia; Dasyuromorphia; Dasyuridae
Gene: HPD
Product: 4-hydroxyphenylpyruvate dioxygenase
Exons: 14
Coding region: 17-1198 (393 amino acids)
Biological process (GO): L-tyrosine catabolic process
Cellular component (GO): Golgi membrane; endoplasmic reticulum membrane
Molecular function (GO): 4-hydroxyphenylpyruvate dioxygenase activity
Source: RefSeq, a predicted model, not a curated record
AGCCCUGCUCCUGAUCAUGACAUCUUACACAGACCGAGGAGAGAAGCCCCCCAGAGGCCGCUUCCUUCACUUCCACUCAAUCACCUUCUGGGUUGGAAACGCCAAACAGGCAGCUUCUUUCUACUGUAACAAGAUGGGCUUCUCCCCCUUGGCCUACCGGGGUCUGGAGACCGGCUCCAGAGAGGUGGCGUCCCACGUGGUGAAGCAAGGCAAGAUUAUAUUCAUCUUCUCCUCACCUCUUAACCCUGGAAACAAAGUGAUGGGUGACCACCUGGUAAAACAUGGCGAUGGGGUGAAAGACAUCUCCUUUGAGGUGGAAGACUGUGACUACAUUGUUCAGAAAGCCCGGGAGCGAGGUGCAGUUAUUGUGAAGGAGCCAUGGAUAGAACAGGACAAGUUUGGAAGGGUGAAAUUUGCCAUACUGCAGACGUACGGAGACACCACUCACACCCUGGUGGAGAAAAUGAAUUACACUGGACCUUUCCUGCCCGGCUUUGAGGCCCCUCGCUUCCAGGACCCUUUGCUCCCCAAACUUCCAGACUGCAAAUUGGCUAUGAUUGACCAUGUUGUGGGGAAUCAGCCUGACCAGGAGAUGGUGACAGCAGCAGAAUGGUACAAGAAGAACCUUCUGUUUCAUCGCUUCUGGUCAGUGGAUGACAAGCAAGUCCACACAGAGUUCAGCUCCUUGAGGUCCAUCGUGAUGGCCAAUUACGAAGAGACCAUCAAGAUGCCCAUCAACGAGCCUGCCAUGGGCAGGAAGAAGUCGCAGAUUCAGGAAUAUGUGGACUAUUAUGGUGGGGCUGGGGUGCAGCACAUUGCCAUGUCGACCCCUGAUAUCAUCUCCGCGAUCACCCAUCUGAAGGCUCGAGGCAUGGAGUUCCUGAGCGCCCCGGCUACCUACUACAAGCAGCUCCGCGAGGGGCUCAAAUCUGCCAAGAUCCAAGUGAAGGAGAACAUAGACAUGCUGGAGGAACUGAAGAUCCUGGUAGAUUACGAUGAGAAAGGAUACUUACUCCAGAUUUUCACCAAGCCCGUUCAGGACCGGCCCACGGUCUUCCUGGAGGUGAUUCAGCGUCACAAUCACCAGGGCUUCGGUGCGGGCAACUUCAACUCGCUCUUUAAAGCGUUCGAGGAGGAGCAGAACAUUCGGGGCAACCUCACGGACCUCGCCCCCAACGGUGUGGGCAUUGCCAUGUAGGGGGGGGCGCUGAGGGCAGGGACCGGCUGACUUUGUCCGUGUCCCCUGCGCCCGGCCCAGACUGGGGGCGUAAUUUAAUGGAUUUACUCCGGGCCAGCGGGCGGCCCUCCUGCGAAGGAGGCAAGAGCCAGCCGGGGGCCGGGGAGCAAUAAAGUGCAUUAGAGCGUG